AUGAAAAACAAAUUGUGGAGCCCUUAUACAAAUGAUGUGAAGAUAGGAAUGUAAUUGAUAAAGUCAGAAUUUUUGAGGAAAGGAAAGUCACGUUAUUUAGUAGGAACAGAUAAUCUGCUCAUAAUAUUUGAGGUUUGUUGUGAGAGAUUAACAAAAAGGACCCGCAUGAUAAAAAACCAUUGAAAUAUACGAGAAUAAAUUUUGAUCUAAAAUUUGAGAUAGUUCGAACAGCACCUAAAAUGAGGCCAGGAUUUCCAGUAGUGAAAGUUUAUAAUGAUGGUCGUCCAGAUUAAGUGAAGAGUGAAAAUAUAGAGAAAUUGGGUGAUCCAAUAAAAUUAUAUUUGUUUAUAAAUGAAUAACACAAAUAUGAAUUGGUAGCACAUUAAUUGAUUAUUAUAUAAUGGAGAUAGUUUUUGGGUAAAAGAAUAAAUUAGUAUGGGUUCCAUCACUUAUUCAAGGUGUAUAAGAAGAUAGGGAAAGGAAGUUUUGCAUCUGUUUAUUUAGCAGAAAGAGUAGAAGACAAAGAAUAGAUGGCCAUUAAAGCAUUCUCUAAGAGUUUGGCAUAUGCCGAAGAAAACGGUAAAGAAGGAUUAAUCAAUGAAAUUAAAUUAAUGAGAUAAGUGGAUCAUCCAAAUAUUCUAAAACUAUAUGAAGUUUAUGAAACUGUUAAUUCUUUAUAUGUUUGUUUAGAAUUAUUAGAAGGUGGAUAAUUAUAUGAACAAUUGAAAAAGAAAGUAAUAUUUAAAAAUUAGGAAAUUUAAAUAAUUAUAAAAGCAUUAUUAGAAGGUUAGUCUUGCAAAUUUAUAAGUAGGUCUAAAACAUAUACAUUCUAAAGAUAUAAUGCAUAGAGAUAUCAAACUUGAAAAUAUAUUAUUCAAAAAACAAAAUGCAUUUGAUUCAGUUUGCCUAGCAGAUUUUGGUCUAGCUACAUCAACUCAUGAAAAAGUAUAUUUAUACAAUCGUUGUGGAACUCCAGGGUAUCAAUUAAAUAACAAUAUAGAUUUGUUGCUCCUGAAGUCAUUAACAUUAAAGAUUUGACAACUAAAUAUGAUAAGGUUUGUGAUAUCUAUUCAUUAGGUUUAGUUUUUCAUCUUCUUCUGACAGGUAAAUCUGCUUUCUCUGGUCGAAGUUAUACUACUAUUGUUAAUCAAAAUAAGGAAGCUAAAAUUCACUGGAAUUCCUAAAUCUUUGAAUUAAUACCUAAACCAGCUUUUGAUUUAUUAAAAAAGAUGUUAGAAACUAAUCCUAAAUAAAGAAUUACAGCUGAACAAGCAUUAUUACAUCCUUAUUUCAAUUCUCUUUAGAUCUCUAAUAUUUAAUAGUUUGAAGAUGAAAAUAUAGAUAUUGACGAUAGUUGUAAAUUGGAUCAACAAUUAUAAAAAUUUAAUGAACUCAAUAAUAAAUCAGACAUGAUGCGUAUAAAUUAAUUGGCGAAUUCUCCUAUUAAAUCUCCAAUUAUAAGAGCUACAUUAACUUCCUGUAUGAAAGAAUAAAUGAGAGAAAGUAUUAAUGUCUAAGAAUAAAUUAUUAUGCAUACACCUGUUAUUACUGGAAGAGUUUAUAACAUUGAUGGUAUUAUAAUUAUUAAUUAAUUUUAAUGUAGAUUCACCUUAGUAAUAAGAAGUUUAGAGAACUUAAAGAUACGAAUCACUUCACUAUUUAUAAUCAUUUAGCAAAUAAUAAUAUUAACAAUAAAUAAAUGAAGAUGAUUCUAAAAAUGAUAAUUUUAGAGAACCUA
Molecule: messenger RNA, 1738 nt
Organism: Paramecium sonneborni
Lineage: Eukaryota; Ciliophora; Oligohymenophorea; Peniculida; Parameciidae
Source: the annotation of a GenBank genome assembly